AUCAUUGCCUACCCAAAUAAAAGGGGUAAAAACAUUGGACAUUUUGGAGGUUAUGUGUUUGUAGAAAUAUUGUUGUCGAAAAACCGCCUCUGUAACCGUAAUAAUAGUCUAGGGCUCAUAGAAAAUAUGAUUUCCAGUAGCUCGUUCCUCAAAAGAACGUGGCCGGUAGUGAUUCAACGCGCCGAAGCACACAGAAAGCCGCGAUGGCUGCCCGUCGCAAAAAGCAAGAUUUAUCGAAUCCCAAAAAGGCCCGAAAUCUCGAUAGAAGAGCGACUGGAGCUGAAGCGGAUAAACAACAACUACAAAACGCAGAUUCGGGCCAUCCGGAGGUUUUACUAUGAAGAUAUGAUUAAAGAAAAAUCAACAUUGGAUAGCGCAAGUUCGGAGAUGUCCCAGCGCUUGGAAGCUGAGGAAUGGGCGCGCUGUGUCGAGCUCAACGAUCAAUGGAAUGCUAAGUUGGCAGCAGAGCGGGACGAGCGUCGGCGCCGCGAGCUCGCCGAGAUGGAGGAGUACACACUGAAGCGCAUGGAAACCAAAGACAAGGAGCUUCGCGAAAAAAUUGCCAGGGCCUCAGAGGCUAUUCGACGAGAAAAGGAGCUGAGUGCUACAUUCAUCACUCCAGAGACCCUGGAUGAAGCCAUAGACCGUGCCCUAGGCAAUAUCCAGGAUUACAAUUACGCUAUAGACCUUCAGGGAAACAAAUAUGUGGGCCGAGAUACUUCCAUCACACCUACUAAAGAGAAGGAAACUGCCAGUUCUAAACACUAAUAUAUCUAGUUAUAAUGUACAUAUUCUUUAAUAGCUGCAAUAAAAAAUUCCA
This is a messenger RNA of Hyposmocoma kahamanoa, 820 nucleotides long. RefSeq names its product probable 28S ribosomal protein S26, mitochondrial (gene mRpS26). NCBI's taxonomy places the organism in Eukaryota, Metazoa, Arthropoda, Insecta, Lepidoptera, Cosmopterigidae. The record is from RefSeq and is a predicted model, not a curated record. Gene Ontology annotation, cellular component: mitochondrial small ribosomal subunit. Bases 127 to 768 code for a protein of 213 amino acids. The transcript has 3 exons.